This is a messenger RNA of Babesia microti strain RI, 1086 nucleotides long. RefSeq names its product methionyl aminopeptidase. Gene Ontology annotation, biological process: proteolysis. The record is from RefSeq and is a predicted model, not a curated record. The transcript has 6 exons. Gene Ontology annotation, molecular function: metalloaminopeptidase activity. The coding region runs from base 1 to 1086 and encodes 361 amino acids. Lineage: Eukaryota; Apicomplexa; Aconoidasida; Piroplasmida; Babesiidae.
AUGACUGAAGUAUGUAUUUCGUGUGGUAAGGUGGUACAAAAUGCUAUGUUUUGUCCCAUUUGCAAAAAUGAAAAUCGCAAAUCCCCCUUUUGCACCCAGGAAUGCUACAAAUUUAAUUGGAAUGAGCACAAACUGACACACUUUCAUGCCAAUCCUCUCUUGAAGUGUUUUGAAAACUAUAAGUUUACUGGGACAUUAAGGCCUUAUCCCAGAAAACCGAGAAUUUCUGUGUCAGAAUCAGUUAACAAACCUGACUACGCUGACACUGGGAUUCCAUUGUCAGAACAAAUGUCAAAGAGAGCCCAUACCAUAAUCUCAUACCCAAAAGAUCAGAUACAAGCAAUACGGGAAGCUUGCUUGAUAGGUAGAAAAGCAUUGGAUUAUGCUCAUUCAUUACUACGUAUAGGAAUUACUACUGAGGAGAUUGACGAAAAAGUUCAUCAAUUUAUCAUUCAAAAUGGUGCUUAUCCCUCGCCAUUAAAUUACUAUGGUUAUCCCAAAUCCAUUUGCACAUCGGUCAACGAAGUUGUAUGUCACGGGAUACCUGAUUCUAGACCCUUAAAAGAUGGAGAUAUUAUCAACAUAGAUAUAACGGUGUAUUAUAAAGGCGCCCAUGGAGAUUUAUCCGAAACAUACCACAUUGGACAGGUGGAUAAUGAUGCCAUGAGAGUCACUAAAGCUGCAUAUGAAGCAUUGAUGAACGCAAUAGAUCAUUGCAAACCUGGAAUUAUGUACCGUGAUAUAGGUUACCACAUACAAUCAAUAGCCGACAAAUACAACUGUACAAUAGUGAGAUCCUAUUGUGGCCAUGGAAUAGGUACAGACUUUCAUGUAUUACCAACAGUUCCACACUAUAAGAAGAACAAGGCGAUAGGUUUUCUUAAACCUGGUCACGUAUUCACUAUAGAACCCAUGCUAAAUUUGGGCAGUUAUCACGAUGUUAAAUGGCCAGAUAAUUGGACUGUAGUGACUGCAGAUGGAAGCAGAUCUGCCAUGUUUGAGCAUCAAUUACUUGUAACUGAUACUGGUGUUGAAAUAUUGACUAAACGCUUGGAAGGUUCGCCUCCGCUAGACUUUGAAGUAUAG